AUGUUCUCGGCACCGGGCACCCCUGACAUACUGUCACUGGCCACACUUGCUUACCAAGUCUACGACACGUACAAAGGUGCCCCGAAAAGAUUCAAAGAUCUCGCAAGCGACGUUAAAGGACUUGAAAUUCUUCUCAGAAGACUUGCACAUAGACUUGAUUUCCAUCAGGAUAAUCUUGAGGAAUCUCUUUUAUCAUCCGAUGAAGCCUCAGGCUUGGAUGAGCUCGUCCACCUGGCUGGAACCCUGCUUGAGGAAUUACAACAGAAACAAGGGCAUGCGUUGGCGCCAAGAGGGUUGUACCGGUUCAAGUGGACGCAGGGUGAAGUGGACUCUAUACGGUCCAGAAUUACGUCUCUUUGUGCAAUUAUCGGUGCAUUCAAUAGUAGUUUGGUACUUCCAGAGAUGGCCACAAGGGUUCCUGUAGUCGACAAACAGCAAGAGAUCCUGGAUAAACUGGAUCUCUUCCUCCUGACUACCAAAAAGAACGAUGACAUUUCAUCCGCUGCCUCUGUAUGCGAAUCUACCACCCCGACUCUUGUCGAAAACGAAGACGGAGAUGAGGACUAUCAUGACUGGCCUAAACUCGUCCGCCGGAUGACCGAGUUUGGAAUAACGGAGGCUGAAGCAGAGCAGAACCAAGUACUCAUUCGCACAUUGGCAGCUCGUGCAUCUAGCGCGCCUUCGUCUAAUUCGAAAGAUUCACCAACGGCCAUCACGCCGAAGGGAAUGAUAGGUGCGGACUUGGGGCUAGGAGCGCAUAAAGAGGAGAUUGAAGUCCUCUCCGCUGUGUAUGGACCAAUGGUCGUCACAGACACUAUCAAACACAUUAUCGAUGCGCACGCUGGUCUCAAUAUAACCAAAAUCACUUUCUCAAUUAACAAUGAGACAUUCGGCGAGGAUCCAUGGCCCAACAAUACCAAGGCAUUCUCAAUGAUCUGGCGAAAAGCGAUCCGACUAACCUAUGGAAACCUUUAUUCAGCUCCUCAGAAAGUCUUUGCGGAAGAAAAUGAACUGGCUACCAUCGAUAUCGCUGUUCCACUUCCGAUCCACGAGAGUUCGGAAUCGCGUAAACGGGGUUCGAUCUACAUCCUGAAUGCCAGCUGGCAUAACAUCGACGUCACGGAGCACGUAGCAAUGGUAACGGCGAACGACCCGAGACCGGAAAUCAAGGCUUCAAAUUACGAAUUCUUUGCAAUCAACCCAGACCCUUGUUAUGGACAAGUGAAGAUCCUGUCCGUGACCUACACGUACUCAGAUACCGCGGCAGCACUAUCACAUUGCGAGGUAAAGACUGUGACUGAAGAGUCCUCAGCCCAGAUCCCCCCAUUCCUAGAAAUUUUCUGUGCAAAUUGGGGUGGUUUAGACAUCACGAAUCUUGUGCGAGCAAACAUUACAUCUCAUCAGACAUUACAAUUUGACACAAGGAAUGUCCACGUCAUUGCGUCUCCUGAUCCUUUAUAUGGACAUCAAAAGACCAUUUCGAUAUUGUAUCGGUAUGGUUCUUCAGAACCAAUGCAACUGCUAGUUGCAGGGGAGGAUACAGGCUUUGCGGUGAUCGACCCGGGGGAUACGAUGAGACGCAACUUCUUCUUUUCAGAUACGCUAGAGCUCACACCGAAUAUCAACGCGUUGGCUGCCGUAUGGGGACUGCUGCCUGUUUCGGAGAAAGAUGUGAGCCAGGCUCUGACAGUACGGAGGAAGGUGCCUUGCACUAAUGAGUUCUUUAAGAGGGAUGGAUGGGGUGGCAAGGUAAAGACCUUCCAAUUGUUCUUGCAGAAUGGGCAUACGGGGGAGUGUGUUUGUGUGAGUGCAAAGGAAGGGGAAUUCCUUGUUACGCCAACUGCUUGGCCGGAAGAAUAG
This is a messenger RNA of Penicillium taxi, 1860 nucleotides long. RefSeq lists its product as uncharacterized. Lineage: Eukaryota; Fungi; Ascomycota; Eurotiomycetes; Eurotiales; Aspergillaceae. The record is from RefSeq and is a predicted model, not a curated record. The coding region runs from base 1 to 1860 and encodes 619 amino acids. The transcript has 2 exons.